AUGAAGCAAUACUUUAUCAUGAAUUUUUUUUAUACCCUUUUUAUCAUCAUCGCCUCCUUUUUCUCUACGGUCAACCCGUCCUACAUCGCCGACCAUGGCAGUGUCACCUACCCUCUUCGAGAGCGGAAAUGGACUAUGACCUCUUCGGAACCUACCCGUCCUGCAUUGUCUACCUUGGCCGUGUUACCUACCCUCUUCGAGAGCGGAAAUGGACUGGUUCCUUCCUUCAUCGCCGAUCAAUACAGUGAAUCUCAUUGGAUCUGUUCGGAGUACUACCAACUGCCUGAAGAAUCCCUUGCUCGGUCCAUUGCUUUGUACCGCUGCAUCUUUGUGGAUUUGGCCGAGACUUUCUUCUACCAUCGCAUGCGUCCUCUCCUUGACGCCGCCAACAUCAAGAUGAAGUCUCUCUACGACUCGGCUCGUUCCCAGUACAUCCUUGCUGCUCGAACGUGCGCACUCUUCCAUCAAGAUACCUUCUUGUGCCUAUUGACUGCAUUGCCCGAGUCCUUCUACCUGCAACACAUCCGUCCCCUCGUCUUGGGGUCCUACAACCUGUUGCCUGUAAUCUACAUCUAUCUUCAAGCUGCUAUCCUUGUUACUGCUGCUCUUGUCAUUGGAUACCUUCUCAUCCGAUUGGCACGCUACUUGUUCUUCCAUGGCCUUUGGCUACUCCCGCUCCGAGUACCACCCCGCCGUUGUCAUCUAUAUGCUCCCUUUGAACUCCCCAUUGGCGAGAUAUUGCAACCCAACAUUGAUGGACAAGUUCGAGCCCUCCAGUACCCGCAAUUCAUCAUUGUGAAUGGUCAGCUAAGAUACUUUGUAACAGCACAUCGCCCUCCGCGGGCUCCCCUUUCUGAGCUUGGUAAGCUUCUAUUGCAAGCCAAGCCUCAUGACAAAUUCAUUCUGGUCAACGGCCAUCUUCGCCGCGUUGUCAGAGGACGCCAUCUGGUCCCUGCUUCCAGCCAACAACCCGCCCGUCGUCCAAGAAUCCAGCCACAAGAAUUCAUUGUCGUGAACGGCAAUCUUCGCCGCUUCAAGCGAUGCAUUCGGCCUACUCCUGCCGCUCCGCAGGCUCCGCAGGCCCCCCUUCCUGAGCCCAGUCGUCGUCAAACCUUCAUUGUUGUCAACGAUUGUCUUCGCCGCUUUGUCAGAGGCACCCAUCCCGCCCCUGCAUCCAGUCGCCAGACCGUUCGCCGUCCGCGAACUCAGCCUCAGGAAUAUAUUAUUGUCAAUGGCAACCUUCGUCGCUUCGUGCGAUGCCGCCGGCCUGUGAAGAGCCGAGGACUCCCUUUUGGUCCAGCUCUGCCUCCACUUCCUCCACCUGCCGUGGAUGUUGCUACAUUGACACUCUUGAUUGACAUCCGAGAACUUCCUUCCAUUCCAAGGGCUUUGCCUCUCCUUCGGCCGCCCAUGGAUAUUGUUCCGGUCAACAACAACAACUCCCAGCUCUUGCCAGCUAGUGCACCACCUACAACCACCACCGUCAAGGCCGCUUUCUUGCACAACCGGUACAUUGUGGUCGCCACUCAGACUUGUCAAGGCAACCGUGUUCUCCAGCGGUCUUUGCUUUCCUGGGACACUUUCUCUGCAGAUGCAACUGCUGCCAGCUCAUCUUCCCAUGCGAUGACACCAGCUUCCUCUGCUGCCCGAGUUCCCACAACUGGAUUGGGUCUUUCUGAUGCGUUGCUUCUCCCAGCACCCUCAGCUCCCAACAGCGCCACUACCCCAGCAUCUUUGUCUCUGGAGAUGACUGUUCUUCUUGGUGCCACCAUCCAGACGAUUGUGGAUCUUCCUACCCGCCUGGCAUUUCGAGGAGCACCCGACCUGACGGCUGGACUACCGCCUCCUCCUCCGCCCAUGGCUGAUAUUGACGACCCCUUGGUUCCAGCUGAUGUUGAUGGAGUGCCUUUUGCUCCUGACGACGACGAUCAUCUCGCUGAUGAUGCAGCUCCCAUUGAGGAACCAGCUCAUGUCGAUGAACCAGUACGCCGCAGACGACGGCAGCCAGUCCCAGCUUCGCAGCUUCGGCGUUCUCCGCGUCUUGCAGCCCAACAACAAACGCUUCGGCGCUCGGCAAGAUUGGCUACUGGUCAGGAGCAAACUCGGGUCUGUUACAAGCAGUUCUUCUCACUGCGCCCCACCUACCAGGAAUGA
This is a messenger RNA of Seminavis robusta, 2154 nucleotides long. The record is from the annotation of a GenBank genome assembly. NCBI's taxonomy places the organism in Eukaryota, Bacillariophyta, Bacillariophyceae, Naviculales, Naviculaceae.